AUGACGGUGGGCAAGAGCAGCAAGAUGCUGCAGCACAUCGACUACCGCAUGCGCUGCAUCCUGCAGGACGGCCGCACCUUCAUCGGCACCUUCAAGGCCUUCGACAAGCACAUGAACCUGAUCCUGUGCGACUGCGACGAGUUCCGCAAGAUCAAGCCCAAGAACGCCAAGCAGCCCGAGCGAGAAGAGAAGCGGGUGCUGGGCCUCGUGCUGCUGCGCGGGGAGAAUCUGGUGUCCAUGACGGUGGAGGGACCUCCCCCCAAAGACACUGGCAUCGCUCGCGUCCCCCUGGCCGGGGCUGCAGGAGGCCCUGGGGUUGGCAGGGCAGCUGGCAGAGGUGUACCUGCAGGCGUUCCAAUUCCACAGGCUCCUGCGGGAUUAGCAGGCCCUGUCCGAGGGGUUGGGGGACCCUCCCAGCAGGUGAUGACUCCACAGGGACGAGGCACCGUUGCAGCUGCUGCAGUGGCAGCCACGGCCAGCAUUGCUGGCGCCCCGACUCAGUACCCCCCAGGGCGGGGGACGCCCCCCACCCCUGUAGGCCGGGCAACCCCCCCUCCAGGCAUUAUGGCUCCUCCACCAGGAAUGAGACCACCCAUGGGCCCACCCAUUGGGCUGCCCCCUACUCGAGGGACCCCGAUCGGCAUGCCGCCUCCAGGAAUGAGGCCCCCGCCCCCCGGGAUCAGAGGUCCACCUCCCCCAGGAAUGCGUCCACCAAGACCCUAA
Pipistrellus nathusii (Nathusius's pipistrelle) is the source of this 723-nucleotide messenger RNA. Lineage: Eukaryota; Metazoa; Chordata; Mammalia; Chiroptera; Vespertilionidae. The record is from the annotation of a GenBank genome assembly.